Molecule: messenger RNA, 549 nt
Organism: Dichotomopilus funicola
Lineage: Eukaryota; Fungi; Ascomycota; Sordariomycetes; Sordariales; Chaetomiaceae
Exons: 1
Coding region: 1-549 (182 amino acids)
Biological process (GO): intronic box C/D snoRNA processing; tRNA processing; nuclear-transcribed mRNA catabolic process, RNase MRP-dependent
Cellular component (GO): nucleolar ribonuclease P complex; ribonuclease MRP complex
Molecular function (GO): ribonuclease P activity; ribonuclease MRP activity
Source: RefSeq, a predicted model, not a curated record
AUGUCCACAGAAAUGGACCUCGACCCCCCAAACCCAACAACCAACCCGGAACCCCCCUCCUCAACACCAACCGCCACAUCACGAACUCGCAUCCUCACCACCACCACUCUCCGACACCCCCCUUGGUCCUACAUCCACCUCACAGUCACCAAACCGCCAUCACCACCACCCCCAGAACAGUCACAAUCACAACCCCAGGAACAACAACCUCUCGACGCCCUCCAACUCCGUGCCUACCUAACCGCCGCUCUCCGGCAAUUCCUAGGUGACACGGGCGCCGCCAUUCCCGUGGAUAUUCUAGCCGUUGGGAAUGAUACCGACAACGACCAUGGCCCAACAAGGCGAAAGGCAGGAGGAGGAGGAGGGGAAGCGUGGGUACGAGUACCGCGGGAGGAUUUGGCACGGUUCGUGGCGGGGGUUACGGCGUUUUCGGGGGUAGGAGCGGGAGCAGGAGGAGGGGAGAGGAUGGUUUUGGGGGUGAAGGCAUGUGGGGAUUGGUUGGGGAGUUUGGUGGGUAGGGAUGGGGAGGAGGGGGUAUGGGCGGAUUGA